CCUCAUAGCACCAGAUGGGCUUUCUGCUUUGUGAUCUACUGUCAGUGCGCACCACAGAUAAGGAAACAUCUGAGAGCAUUUUUGGAGGAUUUAUCAAUCCAAAGCACUGGUGAGUUAUGUGCUCUCUCCAGUGUCAGAGUUAGGAGGCUUUACUAACUCUUCUUUCUUGCUACAAGGGACAAUAUUUGCACAAAGUGCAAGCCAGAGGCUCCAGCUGCUGCAGUUUUGCAAGCCAUAAACCAGUGGAUUCUGACUUCCUUAAAUGAUGUAAAUUAGCUCUGAAGGAAUGGACAGCUCCAACAAAAAAACCCACACAAGUUUUCUGAAAAGACAGCAAAGGAACUAGAAAAGACAGCUUGACUUGUAGGAUCUCACUUGACCCAUGAUUGACUCUCUGCUAAUGCAACACUAAUUUAAGACACCUUUGUGUAUCAGAUCUGAGGAUGUUUGUGCUGCUGUACAUUACAAGUUUUGCCAUCUACACAAGUGAACAACCUCUUCAAAGCCAGACCAAAGGAGAAAAUUACUACACCAGAUAUAUCUGUAGCAUCCCAGGUUUGCCAGGCCCUGCGGGCCCCCCUGGAGCCAGCGGAUCCCCGGGGCCACACGGACGCAUUGGUCUUCCAGGAAGAGAUGGUAGAGAUGGGAGGAAGGGAGAAAAAGGUGAAAAAGGGAGUGCAGGUUUGAGAGGAAAGACUGGGCCAUUAGGACCAGCUGGAGAGAAAGGAGACCAAGGUGAGUCUGGUAAGAAAGGACCUGGAGGACUGACGGGUGCCAAAGGUGAAGUAGGUCCAGCUGGACCACCUGGACCUAAGGGAGAUAAAGGAGACCGAGGAGAGCCAGGUGCCCCAGGGGUCUGCAAGUGUGGAAAGAUAGUGCUGAAAUCUGCCUUUUCUGUUGGCAUCACCACGAGCUACCCAGAGGAAAGAUUACCAAUUGUAUUCAAUAAAGUCCUCUUCAACGAGGGGGAGCAUUACAACCCAUCCACAGGAAAGUUCAUCUGUGCCAUCCCAGGGAUUUAUUAUUUUUCUUAUGAUAUCACCUUAGCAAACAAGCACCUUGCAAUUGGGCUGGUUCACAAUGGGAAAUACCGGAUCAAGACUUUUGAUGCAAACACCGGCAACCACGACGUGGCUUCUGGAUCCACAGUGAUCUACCUUCAGCCAGAAGACGAAGUAUGGCUUGAAAUCUUCUACACUGACCAAAAUGGUCUCUUUUCUGAUCCCACGUGGGCAGACAGUUUGUUUUCUGGAUUUCUCUUAUAUGUUGAUACAGAUUACCUUGAUGCUUUAUCAGAUGAAGAUGAGCUCUGAAGCAGAUGUCAAAUGACUUUCAAACAGGAGGCCCCAGCACAGGAUUUUAUUCAUCUCUAUGGGGAAAACAAAGUUGAAAUGAAAAAAAAUCUGGGAGUUCAUUCUUGUUUUGACUGGAACCAGAUCUGAGCUCAUAAGGAUGUUUCUAGAAUCUAGGAUGGAUUUCUUAACAAAAAGCAGGGAUAUCAAAAUGAACUGUAAUUAACAAAAGACUGCAUCACUCCAGGACUGACUCUUCCCUAAAAUUAUGUUUAUAACACUAUUUAAACAAAUUUAAGAUACUGUACAUUGGAUUUUAUAUAAAAUGUAUUAAGUUGCAAUUUAGAAUGGAUAUUUUGUAUAUUACAUUAAAGCAAAAUUGAA
Molecule: messenger RNA, 1676 nt
Organism: Poecile atricapillus (Black-capped chickadee)
Lineage: Eukaryota; Metazoa; Chordata; Aves; Passeriformes; Paridae
Gene: C1QTNF7
Product: C1q and TNF related 7
Exons: 4
Coding region: 444-1313 (289 amino acids)
Molecular function (GO): protein binding
Source: RefSeq, a predicted model, not a curated record